Desarmillaria tabescens is the source of this 1053-nucleotide messenger RNA. RefSeq lists its product as uncharacterized. The transcript is spliced from 4 exons. NCBI's taxonomy places the organism in Eukaryota, Fungi, Basidiomycota, Agaricomycetes, Agaricales, Physalacriaceae. The record is from RefSeq and is a predicted model, not a curated record. The coding region runs from base 1 to 1053 and encodes 350 amino acids.
AUGGCGUUACCACCCUCCAUCAUCGACGUUCAUACUCCUUCAGAAUCCUUUGCCAUCGUUCAUUCCAUGACCCAGGAAUCUCUGGAAGCUUUGUACGACAAGCUUAGCAGGAAGGCCCAUACUGCCUAUCAUGGCAGCCGUGUUGGACCUGGCUGGCUCAAAUAUGAGUUCAAUGACUCCAUCUGGAACCUUGACGAUGAUUCGGAUUAUACCAUUUUCGUUUGGCGUCAGCAGCAGGCCUUGGAUGACCAGGAAGCUUCUACUUCGACGGCAGUGCCCUCAAUAACCAUCAAUAAGAAGACGCCAACGCCGACUCUUUACCUCCACAAUCCUUCGCAACCCAUUCCUGCUCCGCCCGCAUACCAAAACGCGGCAUAUUACCUCUUCCAUCCCUCUCACAUUCCUCCUCGAAAGAGCCCAUCACCACGCCCACACAGCACAAAAUCUCGCAAGACCAAGGGCAGCAAGCGCACGAACAAAUCUACGCUAAGCGACGAAGACAGUAGCGUGCCCAAAUUCAAACGGGAAUUUGAGAAGUUUCAUAGUGCAAAUGGAGUCCGAACCGUCAUGGGAAGCAUUGGUCCUGUGCAAAAUGUACGCAUGCUACUGAAGUCUGGAUACCGACAUGUGUACAUUUCUCGGGAAUUUGCAAAGGCUCACGGUUUUAUACCUCAUGAUGCUGCACCUGGGCAUUACGGAUACGGCGGACUUGUGAAUAUUGGCACUUGGCCAAUAACACUGACACCAUCUUCCGCGGUGUCCAGUCACCCAAACGCUCCACCCCCUCCACCUGUGCCUAAACCGAAUAGCGCCAAAAAGAAAGACUCUUCUGAUAACAAGGAUCCCACAAAAACUGUGACCCUGAUAACUGUGUACCUCUCAGAAGAGCCACACUUUGACGUUGUACUUGGGAGGUCGUUUUUCGAACGCCGACAGAUACAGACAAAUCCCAUUGAUCCCACAGACAUUGUGUGUCUUGACACUGGGGAGAAGAUUGAGUGCGAAUUGAUCAUACUGAAGGAUGGGAAAGGCGAGAUUGUCACUGUGACGUAG